UGUCCACCGGCUAUUCAAGAGUGCAAAGUCCUGUUUGACAGAAUGUAUGCUCCCAAGAGCACUACAAGCCUCGACAAAGAACUUGCUGAAGAUCCUUUGGACGACAGUGCGAUAUUGCAUGCAAGACUAAGAUUUGAUGGUAUUAUUUACAGCAGAGCUUCUACGCAUGUUGGGAAUAGUCAAGUCCUUUUUUACCCUCAGGGUGACCGGUUGUCAUCUCCUGUCCCUGGCAGCAUCCAACAUAUCUAUGCUAUGCCCACAGGUGAACUGGUAUUUGCUGUACACAGACAGCUCUCACUGUAUUGUCAUGACCACACUAUUGACCCUUUUGCU
Molecule: messenger RNA, 333 nt
Organism: Suillus bovinus
Lineage: Eukaryota; Fungi; Basidiomycota; Agaricomycetes; Boletales; Suillaceae
Exons: 2
Source: RefSeq, a predicted model, not a curated record